UCACUUCAUUUCUUACACUAAAAGAAACCUUUGCAGGUGGAAAAAUUCCGGUGUUUGUCAUUUCGAUUCGGAAAUCCGUAAUAUUGAAAUGGAGAUCUCCUCUGUGGACCAGAGUGGCUCUCUUUUGGAUGAUCAGUGGAGGAUUACUUGGCUUAGGGCUCUCAAAAAUCGUCAUGCAGCCCUUCUGAGACAGAAAACUAUUUAUUGGGGUCAACGUGCUAAGAAUCUGUGGUUAUCGGGUGGUGACACAAAUUCGAGCUUCUUCCACAAAGCGGUCAAAAUUAGAAAUCACAAGAAUAAAAUCAAAAGCAUCAAAGAUAUUUCAGGUGCCAUGGGUGCUAUUCACGACUCGCCAAUUAAUGCCGAACUGGAUGCUAUCUGUCUGGCGCUCUCCAUCUGCAGAGAAAGAAACUGGAUCCCAGAUAGAAUCUACACGGAUUGCCCGGGUGCUGCAAGGAUGGUUCUCAACCCUCAUCCCUGCAUUGCUUGGCAGUCUGCUGGAAUAAUCUCAAAGCUGAAAAACAUCAUCCAGAACUUCCAACACACUUGCAUUUCAACCAUCCCAAGAGAAGAUAAUCUAAUCGCUGAUGAGCUGGCUGCAUUCGGCAGUCACAAUCCCCUUUUAUCACUCUUCUUCCGAGGCUUGGACCGUCCGAAUUGGUUAGAAGAGCUAUGCUCUUCUCUUCAUCUUUGUUUUUAAUUUCUCUUUGGUUUCUUCUCACCCAGCUUUUAGCUCUUGUAU
Messenger RNA from Dioscorea cayenensis subsp. rotundata (Guinea yam), 742 nucleotides. RefSeq lists its product as uncharacterized. The coding region runs from base 89 to 700 and encodes 203 amino acids. NCBI's taxonomy places the organism in Eukaryota, Viridiplantae, Streptophyta, Magnoliopsida, Dioscoreales, Dioscoreaceae. Gene Ontology annotation, molecular function: nucleic acid binding; RNA-DNA hybrid ribonuclease activity. The record is from RefSeq and is a predicted model, not a curated record. The transcript has 2 exons.